AUGCUCUGUAAACGACUGACAGCCAAAGAAUACGAUACCGUUUUAAACUGCCCAUCUCUACGAAAUGGAAAAAUCCCGGCAGGCCACAUCUAUCUGGAAGGCGAUAAUGCGGAUUCGUCCACAGAUUCUCGGGUAUUUGGCCCAGUGCCAGAAGGUCUUGUGCAGGUACGGCUGGUGUUCAGGAUAUGGCCACUUUCAAGGGCUGGUUGGUUGUCGAAUCACUGGUUCUGGGAAAAAUCGAAUGAGAGCUGA
Messenger RNA from Gongylonema pulchrum, 252 nucleotides. The record is from the annotation of a GenBank genome assembly. NCBI's taxonomy places the organism in Eukaryota, Metazoa, Nematoda, Chromadorea, Rhabditida, Gongylonematidae.